AAUUUCCAAUUCUCUCGCUCUCUGAUAUCUCCCGCCAACAAUCGAAAUGAGAAUCGCCGAGAUCACAACGCCGGACCUCCGAUUACAUCACCGGGAAACCGAAUCUCACACUCACCAUCCUCUUCUCUCCGAGAUCGAGCUUUUGAUUCAACAAUCUGAAGCCAUUUCCAAAAAUCAGCCGCUACCUCAAUCUCUCCCUAUUUCUCUAAGACAAUCCCUAACUCGGCUGAGUCAACUCGCUCCUUUUCCCGAUAACACCUUCAAGCUCACUAUAUGGAAGCUCAGCUUUCGUCUCUGGAACGCUUGUGUUGAUCUCUCUAACGCCGCCUCUCUACAAUCCUCUUCAACCUCCGCUGAGAGCAUCGCGAAUCUCAGACAUGUUGCCGCCGAUAUGCUAUUUCUCGCUAAGGAUGUUACCGGAGUUCCAUCUCCGACGAUUAAGUCUUCUCUCUUCUACUAUCGGACUGGUCUCGUUUAUCACAGUCUCAAGAAAUUCGAUCUCGCCUCCGAUUGCUUUGAGAGAGCAACCGAAAUCGUUUCGAAAAUUGAUAUCGCAAAAAUUUCCGAUGCCGGAGAAAAGAAACUGUUUCUGGAUCUAAACCUAGCUAGAUCUCGAACUGCCUGGGAAAUUUCUGAUAGGAAUUUAGCUGUGACGUUGCUCAAUCGAGCGAAGAAUAUGUUGUUUGGUUCACCGGAUCAUUACAAAUCGCUCUCAAAUCAAUUCCUUGCGUUUGGUAAAAGCUCUUUGUCUAGAGAUGACGAUGAUUGCAGCCUAAAUGAUGCUCUUAGGCUAAUGAAUGAAGCAUUGGAUCUAUGUGAGAAGGGAUUAGGUACAGCAAAAACUCGGGAAGAUACUAUGGAGUUCACGGCCAUGAGAAUCAAAACUCUGCGUUUCAUAUCAGCAGUGCAUUUGCAGAAGGGAGAGUACGAAAAUGUGAUUAAAUGUGUGAAAGUUCUUAGGAAUGGAGGAAAUGGUAGUGAUGGAGCUGAUCAACAUGCUUCAUUACCUGUGUUGGCGAUGAAGGCUUGGUUAGGGCUUGGGAGACAUAGUGAGGCAGAGAAGGAGCUGAGAGGUAUGGUGGGAAACAAUGACAUUCCAGAGGCAGUGUGGGUAUCUGCUGUGGAAGCAUAUUUUGAGGUGGUGGGAACUGCUGGAGCAGAAACUGCAAAGGGUGUGUUCUUAGGUUUGCUGGGAAGGUGUCAUGUUAGUGCAAAGGCGGCGCUUAGAGUGGCUCAUCGGGUGCUUGGUGAGAGUAGGGGAGGUGAUAAUGGUUCGAGAAUUAGGGCAAAUGUUGUGGCUCAGCUCGUAUCAGACGAGAGAGUUGUUGCUCUCUUUGCUGGUGAAGCAGUGACCAAGGAGAGGAAGGCAAUACAUUCUGUUCUCUGGAACAGUGCUUCAGAUCAUUUCCGUGCUAAAGAUUAUGAGACAAGCGCAGAGAUGUUUGAGAAAUCAAUGCUCUAUAUUCCACAUGAUAUAGAAAAUAGAGUUUUCAGGGCCAAAGGCUUCAGGGUUUUGUGUCUUUGCUACCUCGGGCUCUCUCAGCUGGAUCGAGCUCUUGAAUACAUAGAAGAAGCUGAAAAGCUUGAGCCCAAUAUUGCUUGCUCUUUUCUUAAGUUCAAGAUCUACCUGCAAAAGAAGGAUCACAGUUGUGCCAUUGGUCAGAUUGAUGCAAUGACGUCCUGCCUUGAUUUUUCUCCAGAUUAUCUGUCCCUUUCAGCGCAUGAAGCUAUCUCUUGCCAAGCGCUUCCAGUUGCUGUUGCUUCUCUUUCCAAGUUUCUCGGUUUCUAUAUAUCAGGAAAAACCAUGCCAACCACAGAGGUUGUGGUCUUUCGUACCUUAGUCACGAUAUUGACUCAAGACAUUGGCAGUGAAACCGAAGCUCUCGAUUUUAUGUUGCAAGCUCAGAGCAGGGCAGCUAAGCUUGGGACAGAGUGUUUCUUUGGAUCAGGAGAAACUGGAAAGCGAGAACAGAACUGGUUUGCUGUGACUUGUUGGAAUCUUGGGUCAAGGUGUGGGAACGCAAAGAAAUAUGAGCUCUGUGGUGAAUUCUUGAGGCUGGCAUCGGAAUUUUACAGCUAUAUGGAUACUGAUGAGUCUGGAGAAAACAAAAUGAUGAUUUGCAGGUCCAUAAUACUAAGUGUCACCGCCAUGAUUGCUUUGGAGAAGCAAAACAAGAGCGCAAUGACUGAAAGCCAAGUGAAAGUUGCUGCAGAAUUGCUCGUGAGAGCAGGAAAGAUUAUGUCUUCUUCGCUCUCGGAUGGAAAAGAUUGUAUCAUGGAGCCAGAACUCAUCUUCAUGUACACCUUAGUUGCCUAUGACAUACACGGAAGGCUCAACAACUCAGCAUUCCAGUUACUUGUGGUGAAGACGUUUGCUGGUUCCAAGUCUUGUCAUUACAAUUAUCUUCUCCAACUUGGAAUUUUCGCCUCUCAAAGCCCUCAGUCCAACCCGGACGUGUCAACAUUUGCUCUUAACGAAUGCCUAUCUGCACUGAUCGCAUCCGCAUCACCAGAUUACCCAACCAUAGCUCUCAUAAUCAGGAAGCUGAUCUCCAUAUCCAGCGUCCACAAAGGCGAUACAGAGGAUGAAGAAGCAAUCCAAAAGAUGUACAAACAGGCAUACAGAAUCAUGGUUGGGUUAAAGGAAGGGGAAUACCCGACUGAAGAAGGGAAAUGGCUCGCAAUGACAGCUUGGAACCGAGCAGCAUUGCCCGUGAGGCUAGGACAGUUAGAGACCGCUAAAAAAUGGCUGAGCAUCGGUUUGGAAAUCGCUGAGAAGGUUACAGCUGUAGAUCUAUUGCAAACUGAAGGAGUAGAAGCGAUUAUUGGCGGGAAUUCGUUGUUGGAAGCAAAGCUUUUAGGGGAACUUGGAGAGAAAGCUAGGGUUCCUAUGAUUUCACUUGACUCUCCUAUUUCAUGUUCAUUGAGUAAAUACAGUCACUUGAUCCAAGCCACACAUGAUUCUGCCUCAGAGGCUAAGGGGAUUACAUCUUUUAUUAAUGGGUUUGAUUGGAACAGUGUUGCUCUUGUUUAUGAAGAUCAUGAUGAUUGGAAAGAGACUAUGCAACUCCUUGUGGACCAUUUCCAUGAGAACAAUAUUCGUAUAAAGUCCAAGAUUGGUUUUACUGUCUCUUCGAGUGAGAAUUCUAUGAUGGAUCGGUUACGGAAGCUUAACGCCUUGGGAACAACUGUCUUUGUUGUUCACUUGUCGAAAGUUAUGGCAACUUAUCUCUUCCCAUGUGCUGAGAAAUUAGGGAUGAUGGGUGAAGGGUUUGCUUGGAUUCUCACUACCAAAAGCAUGAACAGUUUUCUUGAGUCCAUUGAUGAUUUCGCAAAGGAGGCAAUGGAAGGUGUGGUUGGUUUCAAAUCUUACAUUCCAAUGUCAAAAGAGCUUCACAAUUUCACUUUGAGGUGGAGAAAAUCACUGCAUGUUGAAGAAGUUAUUGGGACUGAGAUUACUCGGUUGAGCAUCUCUGGUAUUUGGGCUCACGAUAUCGCUUGGGCUCUGGCGAAUGCAGCGGAAGUUAUAAGGAUGCCAAAUGUAACAUCAACUCUCCUUGAGGCAAUCACGGAGAGUAAAUUUAAAGGUUUGAGUGGUGACUUCCAAUUAGAUGAUAGGAAGUUGUUAUCAGACAAGUUUGAGAUUGUAAAUAUGAUAGGAUCAGGUGAGAGAAGGAUAGGAUUCUGGAAUUUUAAUGGUAGUUUUAGCAAUAGAAGACAUUUAUCAUCUACUCAUAACAAUCUUGAGACCAUAAUCUGGCCUGGUGGCUCUACUCAAAGUCCAAAAGGGAGUAGUCUAAAACAGAGCGAUAGAAAAAAGCUGAGGGUUUUGGUUACGUCUAGCAAUAGAUUCCCAAGACUGGUGAAUGUAACAACUGACCCAGUAACACAUGAUAUAACAAAUGUCGAUGGGUUCUGUAUAGAAGUCUUCAAUGCUUCCAUUGCACCUUUUAACUAUGAAGUGGAGUACAUACGUUGGCGCAAUGGAAGUAACUACGACAAUCUUGCAUAUGCACUUAAUAGCCAGAAAGACAAAUAUGAUGCGGCAGUGGGAGAUAUUACUAUCACUUGGAAUAGAUCGACGUACGUUGAUUUCACGUUGCCAUUCACCGAAAUGGGUCUUGGAAUUGUAGCACUUAAGGAGAGAAGCAUUAUAGUUUGGUUGAUAGAAAGACAUGAGAACCCUGAGUUCCAGGGAUCUUGGUCCCAACAGAUUGGAGUUAUGCUUUGGUUUGGGUUCUCUACCCUUGUUUAUGCUCAUAGGGAGAGGCUAAAACACAACUUAUCAAGAUUUGUAGUUACAGUAUGGAUAUUUGCGGUGCUCAUAUUGGUUACAAGUUACACUGCAACAUUGACAUCAAUGAUGACGGUGCAACAGAUACGAUUUAACUCUAAUAAAAACUAUGUGGGUCACCUCUCCGGCUCCCAAAUCGCAAAAGCGGCCCUCGCCAAUUCCAGCAUGCAAACAAUGAGAUCAUUGGGUCUCAAUACUUCAGAAGAUUAUGCUGGAGCCUUGUUGAACAAAACUGUCUCACUUAUUGUUAGUGAGUUGCCAUAUCUCAAAGUCGUUUUUCGCGACUACCCUACAGAUUUUCUCUUGGUCAAGAAACAAUAUACAACCAAUGGUUUUGGCUUUAUGUUCCAGAAGGGCUCCGAGUUGGUGCAUAAUGUUUCUAGGGAGAUCUCGCAGCUAAGGACGAGCGAGAGACUAAACGAGAUGGAGAGAAAAUGGUUUGAUAAACCGUCCCCAUUCCCAACGGAUGAUACAUCAAAUCCUAUAACCCUUGAUAGAUUCCGCGGUUUGUUUAUGAUCACUGGAGUUUCAUUCGUUUUCGCUCUUGCAGUACUUUUCAUUCUCUGGCUCCGAGAAAAAUGGGAAAUUCUUGUGAAUUCGGUCAAUAUAUUCCUCUCACGACGACUUAGACAUUUCAGGAUCCUCUUCACAAGAACUAUCCAUCCUAGUCCCCUCGAUAACACUGUUGGCGAGAAUGCUAUUCAAAUGGCUCAACAACAACCUUGCCGUUCUUCCUCCAAUGGUCCACUAGUUCUUGAUCCAAACUGGCUUGGGAUUGAAAGGAAGAUAGUGAGAAGCUCUGUUUCCAUGGCGCUUUCCGAUUUCUAUGCUAUUAACAAUGACUACAAAACAAGAGUCUCUCUUUUAGUCAGAGAUUCUCAUGGAGAGCCUCUCCUUGGUCUUGCUUCUGUUGUAGAUUUGCUGAAAACAGAAGGAGUGGAAGCGAUAAUUGGUGGGAACUCGUUGCUAGAAGCGAAGCUUUUGGCGGAACUUGGAGAGAAAGCUAGGGUUCCUGUGAUUUCACUUAACUCUCCCAUGUCAUUGUCAUUGAGUAGAUACAGUUACUUGAUCCAAGCCACACAUGACUCUGCCUCUGAGGUUAAGGGAAUUACAGCUUUCCUCCAUGGCUUUGAUUGGAACAGUGUUGCUCUUGUUUAUGAAAAUGACGAAGACUGGAGAGAGAGUAUGCAUUUUAUGGUAGACCAUUUCCAUGAGAACAACGUUCAUGUACAGUCCAAGGUUGGUUUUAGUGUCUCUUCGAGUGAGGAUUCUUUGAUGGAUCGGGUACGGAAGCUUAAGGACUUGGGAACAACAGUCUUUGUUGUUCAUUUGUCUGAAGUUAUUGCAACUCGUCUCUUCCCAUGUGCUGAGAAAUUAGGGUUGAUGGGUGAAGGGUUUUCUUGGAUUCUAACUGCCAAAAGCAUGAGCAGUUUACAUGAGUCCGUCGAUGAUUUUGCAAAGGAGGCAAUGGAAGGUGUGGUUGGUUUCAAGUCUUAUAUACCAAUGUCGAAAGAGCUUCACAACUUCACUUUGAGAUGGCGGAAAUCGCUCCCUCUUGAAGAAGUUACUGGGAGUGAGAUUACUCGGUUGAGUAUCUCUGGCGUAUGGGCUCACGAUAUCGCUUGGGCUUUGGCGAGUGCAGCUGAAGUUACAAGGAUGCCAAAUGUAUCCUCAACUCUCCUUGAGGCCAUGAAAGAGAGAAGGUUUAAGGGUUUGAGUGGUGACUUUCAAUUGGAUGAUAUGAAGUUGUUAUCAGACAAGUUUGAGAUUGUGAAUAUGAUAGGAUCAGGUGAGAGAAGGGUAGGAUUCUGGAAUUCUAAUGGUAGUUUCAGCAAUAGAAGACAUUUAUCUUCUACUCAUGACAAGCUGGAGACCAUCAUUUGGCCCGGUGGGUCUGCUCAAAGUCCGAAAGGUAGUCGUCUAAGAGAGAGCGGUAGAAAAAAGCUGAGGGUUUUGGUUACAUCUAGCAAUAGAUUCCCAAGACUGAUGAAGGUAGAGACUGAUCCAGUAACAAAUGCUAUAACAAUUGUCGAAGGGUUCUGUAUAGAGGUCUUUGAGGCAUCCAUUGCACCUUUCAACUAUGAAGUGGAGUACAUACGUUGGCUCAAUGGAACUAACUACACCAAACUUGCAUAUGCACUUCAUAGCCAGAAAGACAAAUAUGAUGCGGCCGUGGGAGAUAUUACAAUCACUUCUGAUAGAUCGACGUAUGUCGAUUUUACGUUGCCAUACACCGAAAUGGGUCUUGGAAUUGUAGCAGCAAAGGAGAGAAGUAUGUGGGUGUUCUUCCAACCUCUAACACCAAACCUUUGGAUAACAAGUGCAGCAUUCUUUGUCUUGACGGGUAUUAUAGUUUGGUUGAUAGAAAGAGCUGAAAACAAAGAGUUCCAAGGAUCUUGGCCACAACAGAUUGGAGUUGUGCUUUGGUUUGGCUUCUCUACACUUGUUUAUGCUCACAGGGAGAAGCUAAAACACAACUUAUCAAGAUUUGUAGUUACAGUUUGGGUAUUUGCGGUGCUCAUAUUGGUUACAAGUUACACUGCAACAUUGACAUCAAUGAUGACGGUGCAACAAAUACGAUUUAACGCCAAUGAAGACUAUGUCGGUCACCUCUCCGGCUCCCUCAUCGCAAAUGCUGCCCUCACCAAUUCCAGCCUCCGAGCAAUGAGAUUAUUGGGUCUCAAUACUUCAGAAGAUUAUGCUCAAGCCUUGUUGAAUAAAAGUGUCUCAUAUAUUGUCAGUGAGUUGCCAUACCUCAAAAUCCUCCUUGGCGAGUAUCCUGGACAUUUUCUCAUGGUCAAGACACAAUCUACCACCAAUGGUUUUGGCUUUAUGUUUCAAAAGGGCUCGGAAUUGGUGCAUAAUGUUUCUCGGGAGAUCGCGAAGCUAAGGACGAGCGAGAGACUAAACGAGAUGGAGAGAAGAUGGUUUGAUAAACAACUCCCAUACACAACCGAUGAUACAUCAAAUCCUAUAACCCUAUAUAGAUUUCGCGGUUUGUUUAUGAUCACCGGAGUUUCAUUCGCUUUCGCUCUUGCAGUACUUCUCAUUCUCUGGCUCCGAGAAAAAUGGGAAAUUGUUGUGAGUUCAGUCAAUCUAUACCUCUCACAACAACUUAGGCAUUUCAGGAUCCUUUUUACAAGAACUAUCCAUCCUAGUCCCCUCGAUAACCCAAUUGGCGAGAAUGCGGUUCAAAUGGCUCAACAUUUCUACGCUAUUAACAAUGAUUACAAAACUAGAGUCUCUUUUUCAGUCAGAAACUCUCAUGGAGAGCCUCUUCUUGGUCUUGCUUCUGCUGUAGAUCUGCUGCAAACUGAAGGAGUGGAAGCGAUAAUUGGCGGGAAUUCGUUGUUUGAAGCGAAGCUUUUAGGGGAACUUGGAGAGAAAGCUAGGGUUCCUGUGAUUUCACUUAACUCUCCCAUGUCAUUGUCAUUGAGUAAAUACAGUUACUUGAUCCAAGCCACGCAUGAUUCUGCCUCUGAGGCUAAGGGGAUUACAUCUUUUAUUAAGGGGUUUGAUUGGAACAGUGUUGCUCUUGUUUAUGAAGAUGAUGAUGAUUGGAGAGAGAGUAUGCAAUUUCUGGUGGAUUAUUUUCAUGAGAAUGGUGUUCGUGUACAGUCCAAGGUUGGUUUUACUGUCUCUUCAAGUGAGGAUAUCGUGAUGGAUCGGUUACGGAAGCUUAAGGACUUGGGAACAACUGUCUUUGUUGUUCACUUGUCUGAAGUUAUUGCAACUCAUGUCUUCCAAUGUGCUGGGAGAUUAGGGUUGAUGGGUGAUGGGUUUGUUUGGAUCCUCACUACUAAAACCAUGAACAGCUUCCAUGAGAGCAUUGACGAUUUCUCAAAAGAGGCAAUGGAAGGUGUGGUUGGUUUCAAGUCUUACAUUCCAAUGUCUAAAGAGCUUCUAAAUUUCACUUUGAGAUGGAGAAAAUCAUUGCCUGUUGAAGAAGCGGAGAUAACUCGGUUGAGUAUCUCUGGCAUAUGGGCUCACGAUAUCGCUUGGGCUCUAGCGAGUGCAGCAGAAGUUACAAGGGUGCCAAAUGUAUCAUCAACUCUCCUUGAGGAAAUCACAAAGACUAGGUUUAAUGGUUUGAGUGGUGAUUUCCAAUUGGAUGAUAAGAAGUUGUUAUCAAACAUGUUUGAGAUUAUCAAUAUGAUAGGGUCAAGUGAGAGAAGAGUAGGAUUCUGGAAUUCUAAUGGUAGUUUCAGCAAUAGAAGACAAUUAUCUUCUACUCAUAACAAGCUUGAGACCAUAAUCUGGCCCGGUGGGUCUGCUCAAAGUCCGAAAGGGAGUAGUCUAAGAGAGAGCGAUAGAAAAAAGCUGAGGGUUUUGGUUACAUCUAGCAAUAGAUUUCCAAGACUGAUGAAAGUUGAGACUGAUCCAGUAACAAAUGAACUAAUUGUUGAAGGGUUCUGUAUAGAAGUCUUUCGAACUUCGAUUAGUCCUUUUAACUAUGAAGUUGAGUACAUACCUUGGCUUAAUGGAAGUAACUACGACAAUCUUGCAUAUGCACUUAGUAGCCAGAAAGACAAAUACGAUGCAGCUGUGGGAGAUAUUACAAUCACUUCCAAUAGAUCGAUGUAUGUUGAUUUUACGUUGCCAUUCACUGAAAUGGGUCUUGGAAUUGUAGCACUAAAGGAGAGAAGUAUGUGGGUGUUCUUCCAACCUUUAACACCAGACCUUUGGAUAACAAGUGCAGCUUUCUUCGUCUUGACCGGCAUUAUAGUUUGGUUGAUAGAAAGAGCUGAGAACAAAGAGUUCCAAGGAUCUUGGCCACAACAGAUUGGAGUUGUGCUUUGGUUUGGCUUCUCUACACUUGUUUAUGCUCACAGGGAGAGGCUAAAACACAACUUAUCAAGAUUUGUAGUUACAGUUUGGGUAUUUGCGGUGCUCAUAUUGACCGCUAGUUACACAGCAACAUUGACAUCAAUGAUGACGGUACAACAGAUACGAUUCAACUCAAAUGAAGACUACGUGGGUCACCUUUCGGGCUCCCUUAUCGCAAAUGUGGCUCUCACUAGUUCCAGCCUCCGAGCAAUGAGAUCACUAGGUCUCAAUAGUUCUGCAGAUUAUGCUCAAGCCUUGCUGAACAAGACUGUCUCGUUUGUUGUUGAUGAGUUACCAUACCUCAAAGUUCUCCUUGGUGAGAAUCCGACACUUUUUCUCAUGGUCAAGACACAAUCUACCACCAACGGUUUCGGCUUUAUGUUCCAAAAGGGCUUUGAGUUGGUUUCUAAUGUGUCCCGAGAAAUCUCAAAGCUAAGAACGAGCGAGAAGCUAAACGAGAUGGAGAAAAGAUGGCUUGAUAAACAACUUCCAUACACAACCGAUGAUACAUCAAAUCCUAUAACCCUUUACCGAUUCCGCGGUUUGUUUAUGAUAACCGGAGUUUCAUUCGCUUUUGCUCUUGCGGUACUUCUCAUUCUCUGGCUCCGCGACGAAUGGACAGUUCUUGUGAAUUCGGUUAAACUAUUCAUCUCGCGACAAAUUAUACAUUUCAGGAUCCACUUCGCAAGAAAUAUCCAUCCUAGUCCCCUUGAUGACCCCAUUGGCGAAAAUGCGGUUCAAAUGGCUCAACGUAACAGACAAUAGGAACAUAUUACAAUAGAUCAAAAGGUCCAUAACCAAUCUUUACUUGUAAAUGGCUUACAUAUAAAAGUAUAAAUGAUGUUUAGAGACCAAUCCUUGUAAAUUGUAGAUGUGAUCAAAUCAAACCCACCUUUAUAAUGUUGGUUAAUAUAUGAUUAGCGUCUCC
Molecule: messenger RNA, 10049 nt
Organism: Arabidopsis arenosa
Lineage: Eukaryota; Viridiplantae; Streptophyta; Magnoliopsida; Brassicales; Brassicaceae
Source: the annotation of a GenBank genome assembly